AUGUCUUUAGAAAUCUCAACCCUCUUCAGCGUAAAAGGCCGCGUCGCCGUCGUCACAGGCGGAAGCAGCGGCAUCGGCCUGAUGAUAGCAAAGGCACCCCAGGGCCUCGUGACAAACGGCGCAAACGUCUACAUCGUCGCCCUCCCCACCGACCCAAUAACCCCCACCGUCUCGACCCUCAACGCCCUAGCAACCCAAACCCUCUCCUCCGGCUCCGCACACGGCUACGCCUGCGAUCUCUCCUCGAAAGCCGCAAUCGCAAACCUAGCAGCGUACAUCUCGUCCCGCGAAAACGGAACCCUCGACAUCCUAGUCUCGAACGCGGGCAUCCGCCGCGAUCCACCGGUGCAAUGUGACGUGCUGACUGCGCCGCUGUCGACGCUGCAGGAGUCCAUGUUUUCACGGACAGAGGAGGACUGGGAGGAUACGUUUAACAUCAACACAACGGCGCAUUAUUUCCUGGGCGUGGCGUUCUUGCCGCUUCUUGCUCAGGCUGCUGCUGCUGGUCCGGGUGGAGAUGGAUCCCGAUGCAUGGGUGCUGGCCGCGGCGCGGAGGAAGGACGCGGGGUCAUGCUUGUUAUGAGUUCGUGUGCGAGCAUGCAUAAUGUUACGAAUGUGGAUUUGAGCUCUUAUGCGGCUAGUAAGGCGGCGACGGACCAUUUGGUUAGGUUGCUGGCGGCGAAGUUUGCGAGGUGGUAUGUGCGUGUUGUGGGGGUGAAUCCGGGGUGUGCCUUGCUGAUGAGGGAUGCAGUCGUGCCGAGUAAGAUGAACCCUGUUGGGGCGGAGGGGAACAUGUUCGCUGGAUUGUUCGACAAGGUUCCUGCUAGGAGGGCGGGGAGGGAGGAGGAUCUUGCGGGGACGGUGCUGUAUCUUGUUUCGAAGGCUGGGGCGUAUGUGGAUGGGGUGUCGCUUUGCGUAGAUGGGGGGAGGGUCUUGGUUGCGAAUGGGCAGGAGUGA
Messenger RNA from Aspergillus mulundensis, 957 nucleotides. RefSeq names its product SDR family NAD(P)-dependent oxidoreductase. The coding region runs from base 1 to 957 and encodes 318 amino acids. The record is from RefSeq and is a predicted model, not a curated record. Gene Ontology annotation, molecular function: oxidoreductase activity. Lineage: Eukaryota; Fungi; Ascomycota; Eurotiomycetes; Eurotiales; Aspergillaceae. The transcript has 4 exons.